Vespula pensylvanica (western yellowjacket) is the source of this 2474-nucleotide messenger RNA. Its product is annotated as RNA pseudouridylate synthase domain-containing protein 2-like. Gene Ontology annotation, biological process: pseudouridine synthesis. The coding region runs from base 586 to 2184 and encodes 532 amino acids. Gene Ontology annotation, molecular function: pseudouridine synthase activity; RNA binding. The record is from RefSeq and is a predicted model, not a curated record. The transcript is spliced from 9 exons. NCBI's taxonomy places the organism in Eukaryota, Metazoa, Arthropoda, Insecta, Hymenoptera, Vespidae.
CGUAGACGCUCGAUCGUCGAUCAGUCGUCGCCGCGCGUUCGCGGGGAGUCCAUCGUGCGAGUCCGUCGUUUCGUCUUCUUCGGACAAGUUCGUUCUCUCUCGAGAAUAUACGAUUAUCGUAUCUCGAAGGCUUCUUUAUACGAAUAAAUAAAUCGAAGUAGAAGAUAAGAAGUAAGAUAAUAAAAGAAAGAAGAAAGAAAAAAGAAAAGAAAAGAAAAGAAAAGAAAAGAAAAGGAAAGGAAAAAAGAAAAAAGAAAAGAACAUUAAAAGAAAAAUCGAGUUAAGUUAUCUAUCUCGUGUAAGGGCUCGCAGGAUGACGAGGAUCAAGAACGAUCCUUUUAAUAUUAUCGUGGUACGACGCGUUCUGUGACGUUUCAUGUCCCAGUUCGAAGUUAUGAUCAAGGAGAUCAAAGAAAUAAGAUAAGAGAUCAUCAAACACAUAUACCUACAUUUUUAUAUCGUCGACGGAAAAUGCCAAGGAUCGCACGGGAUACGAUAGUCGUCCUUUGGUGGAUCCGGCGAUCCAUCCUGGCAUAUUGCAUCAGAAAUCUGACACGACCCUCGAAAGUCUUCUGAAGAAGCAGGAUGCACCAUACGGCGCCGUGGUAUUUACCUUGGGGCCUGAAGCUGGUGCCACUACCGAUACCGCCAGGACAUCCGGCAUCCGGUCUACCCAAUCCCGGAUUGCAUCUAUUGGCACCCUUACCGGGCAUUUAUGCUCCGGAACCACGAAAGAUCGAUUUGAAGCCCCUUCGCGAAACAACGAUACCACUGCCCGCCUCGAAGGUUACGGAAAAACGAAAAGCCGAGGAGGCCGAUACCAGCAAGGACUUGAAAAAGGCGAAAUUGGAAACGAAAGCAUUGAAAGCAAAGAGGCCAGGAUUCACCGACGAGCGUUACAAUGAGACCAGUUAUUACGUGGAAAACGGGCUUCGAAAGGUAUAUCCCUAUUACUUCACAUUUACAACGUUCACGAAAGGCCGAUGGGUCGGCGAGAAGAUCUUGGAGGUCUUUGCGAGGGAAUUUCGUGCCCAUCCUGCGGAGGAAUACGAGAGAUGUAUACGUGCUGGUACGCUCACCGUCAAUUAUCAAAGGGUGGACGUGGAUUAUAGAUUGCGACACAACGACCUUCUGGCUAACAUCGUUCAUAGACACGAGGUGCCUGUCACCUCGGAGCCGAUCACGGUGAUACACAUGGACGAGGACGUCGUCGUGGUCAACAAGCCCGCCUCCAUCCCUGUACAUCCCUGUGGACGUUAUCGACACAACACGGUCGUCUUCAUUUUGGCCAAGGAGUACAACUUGAAGAAUCUUAGAACGAUCCAUAGGCUGGAUAGAUUGACCAGUGGAAUAUUACUUUUUGGUAGGACACCUAAGAAAGCAAGACAAAUGGAACAUCAGAUAAGAAACAGACAGGUGCACAAACAAUACGUGUGCCGGGUCGAAGGUGAAUUUCCGGAGGAAGAAGUGGUCUGUUCAGAACCGAUCGAGGUCGUUUCCUACAAGAUAGGUGUUUGCAAGGUAUCCGAAAAGGGCAAGGACUGCGUCACACGUUUCAAACGGUUGAGUUACAAUGGAAAAUCUUCAGUGGUACUUUGCAAACCUCAAACCGGUCGUAUGCAUCAAAUACGAGUUCACUUACAGUAUCUCGGUUAUCCCGUGGUGAAUGAUCCUCUUUACAAUCACGUAGUCUUUGGUCCGCACAAAGGAAAGGGCGGUAAUAUCGGUAAAACCGACGAGGAGUUGGUCAGAGAUCUCAUUAGCAUUCACAAUGCCGAGAAUUGGCUUGGCAUGGAUGGGGACUCUGAGAUGAGUCUGUUCAAAUCGAAACUCGACAUGGAGGAACGCGAUUUGGCUGGCAACGAUAAGAACGUUAACUCCUCGCCUGAGGAAGCAUCUUCGACGGCUACAUUGUCCGAGGAGGAACGGCCCCAGCAAGAACUUAAGUCUCUCAAAGUGACGGUUGGAACACAAACGGGUUCAGAGCCGCCCGAUCAAAGCUUCGCCAACGAUAAGGUCAUCGUCGAUCCCCACUGCUACGAGUGCAAAGUCAAAUACAGAGAUCCAAAACCAUCGGAUCUAGUGAUGUACCUUCACGCGUGGCGUUACUGCGGACCAGGCUGGGAAUACGAGACACCACUUCCUGCGUGGGCAGCCAGCGAUUGGACGGCCGAUGAUCGAUAGUUUACGAAGAUAUUGGGAAAUGCGUGUAACGCGAUAUAUCGACCAAUAAUUCCCGAUGAACGAUCAUCGCGAACUAUCAUCGUGACCGACCCUUCAACAAUUUUUUUGAUAUCCUUACCCCGUGCCUUCCAUCCGCGAACGAGCGAUCGUGACCAUCGUACGUGACUUUGUCCGGAAAGUAACGAGACUUGCAAUAUUCAGAUAACGUUUUCACAUUCACUCCUCGACGGUUCAAGAAUAAAAAAAAAAAAAAGAAUAAAAAAAGGAAAAAAAGAAUAAAUAAAAAAAAA